GCUGUUUGCCGUUCGGUUAGUGUUUCCUUUUUUGGAUGGUUUUUUGGUGUCAAGUAGUGUUUGGAUUCGGCAUGCAGUUGAUUCUGUUGCUUGCAGUGGGCCUGGUUCUCGGCCAGUCGGCCCAGACGUUGGCCAGCGAGGCCAAGUACAAUUAUUUUCGACUGCCAACGGCUUUGCGUCCGCAGAAAUAUGAUCUGAAGGUCACAACUCAUUUGGACAAUCCCAAGGAUUUGCGUUUUGAGGCGACAGUGAAGAUUCUGAUUGAAGUAUUGGAGAAUACCAAAAACAUUACAUUGCAUGCAAAGAAUCUAACCAUUGCCGAGGAUGAUAUCAUCCUCAAGGAUACUCAGGGCAAGAAGGAUAAUUGUGUACAGUCAACGGAGAUUAAUACACAUCAUGACUUUUAUGUUCUAAACACUUGCCAAGAGCUUGAAGCUGGCAGCGUUUAUGAAUUGACCAUACCAUUUGCCUCGGAGUUGAAUAACCAACUGGAAGGAUAUUAUAGGAGUUCUUACAAGGAUCCAGUAACCAAAAGGAAGAGAUGGCUCUCCAUCACCCAGUUUGAACCGGCCUCGGCCCGUGCUGCCUUCCCAUGCUUCGAUGAACCCAAUUAUAAGGCACCAUUUAUUGUAACUCUCGGCUAUCAUAAGAACUACACGGGUCUGAGCAAUAUGCCCGUCAAAAAAAUAACACCAAAUGAUCAAUUCCCCGACUAUGUGUGGUGUGAAUUCGAAGAGUCCGUGCCCAUGUCAACAUAUUUGCUUGCCUAUAGUGUAAAUGAUUUCUCCCACAAGCCCUCCACACUGCCUAAUUCCGCUCUAUUCCGCACCUGGGCACGUCCCAAUGCCAUCGAUCAGUGUGAUUAUGCCGCCGAGUUUGGACCCAAAGUCUUGCAAUAUUAUGAGCAGUUGUUUGGCAUUAAGUUUCCACUACCCAAGAUCGAUCAGAUAGCCGUGCCAGAUUUCAGUGCUGGUGCCAUGGAGAAUUGGGGUUUGGUCACUUAUCGUGAGAUUGCUUUACUCUAUUCAGCAUCCUAUUCCUCGCUGGCGGAUAAGCAGCGUGUGGCCAGUGUGGUGGCCCAUGAAUUGGCUCAUCAAUGGUUUGGCAACUUGGUUACCAUGAAAUGGUGGACUGAUCUGUGGCUAAAUGAGGGCUUUGCCACCUAUGUGGCCAGUCUGGGUGUGGAGAACAUCAAUCCCGAAUGGCGUUCAAUGGAACAGGAAUCGUUGGGCAAUAUGCUGACCAUUUUCCGAAAAGAUGCCCUCGAAAGUAGUCAUCCCAUCUCACGACCCAUUGAAGAAGUUGCGGAAAUUGCAGAAAGUUUCGAUCAAAUAUCAUAUCAGAAGGGUUCAACUGUGUUGCGUAUGAUGCACAUGUUCCUGGGCGAAGAAUCAUUCCGUUUUGGCUUGCAGCAAUAUUUGCAAAAGUACUCGUACAAAAACGCCGAACAGGAUAAUCUCUGGGAAUCCCUGACACAGGCGGCACACAAAUAUCGUGCCCUUCCGAAGAGUUACGACAUCAAGACCAUCAUGGAUUCGUGGACAUUGCAAACAGGAUAUCCAGUGAUCAAUGUGACUCGUAACUAUGAGUCAAACAGUGCCAAAUUGACGCAGGAACGUUACUUACUGAAUACCCAAAUAGCCAGGGCACAGCGUCUCGGUUGCUGGUGGAUUCCACUUAGUUAUACGACACAAGGAGAACAGGAUUUCAAUAAUACCGCACCCAAGGCUUGGAUGGAGUGUGGCAAGGAGGGUGAGAUUUAUCCAAAGACCAUACAAGAUCUGCCUGGACGAGACGAGUGGGUCAUAUUCAAUACCCAACUCUCGACUUUAUACAAAGUCAACUACGAUGAACGCAAUUGGAGGCUUCUCAUUGAGACUCUGACCACAGGGGAAUUCCAGCGUAUUCAUGUUCUUAAUCGAGCCCAAUUGAUCGAUGAUGCCUUGUAUCUGGCCUGGACUGGUGACCAAAACUAUGAGAUAGCCAUGCGAUUGCUGGAGUACUUGCAAAGGGAACGCGAAUAUCUGCCCUGGAAGUCGGCCUUUGAGAAUCUUAAGCGUGUGGGACGCAUUGUGCGCCAGACUCCGAACUUUGAGUACUUUAAGCGCUAUAUGCAAAAACUUAUUACACCAAUUUAUCUGCACCUGAGUGGGCUAAAUGACACUUUCAGUGCCAUUCCUGAACAAGAUCAGGUCCUGCUCAAGACCAUGGUGGGCAAUUGGGCCUGCCAGUACGAUGUGGAGGAUUGUGUUGCUGUUGCCCGCAAGUAUUAUACCCAAUGGCAGGAGGAGGAGAAACCCGAUGAAAAGAAUCCCGUGCCAUUGAAUCUGCGUAGCAUUGUCUAUUGCACCUCGAUUAAGCAUGGCAACGAUGCAGAUUGGCAAUUCCUUUGGGCCCGAUAUGUCAAUUCGAAUGUGGCUGCCGAGAAGCGCACCAUUCUCACCUCAUUGGGUUGCUCAAGAGAGGUCUGGGUGUUGCAGCGUUAUCUAGAAAUGACAUACGAUUCCAAGGAUGCCAUAAGGAAACAGGAUUCCAUGUGGGCCUUCCAGGCUGUGGCUUUCAAUGAAGUUGGCUUCCAUUUGGCCAAAACCUAUUUCAUGGAUAAUGUGCAGGCUAUUUACAAAUUCUAUCAUCCUAUCACCAAGGAUAUGUCUCGGCUGCUGCUCCCCUUCUCGGAGCAGGUGAUCAAUCAAAGUGAUUUCGAUAAGUUCAGAAACUUUGUUACCAUAAAUCGACCUUCGCUCAAGGGGCUAGAACAGGCUCUGCAACAAACUCUGGAGACAAUGCUAACAAAUGUCCAAUGGAAGGAGCGUAACUACAUCCAAUUGUCACGCUCCAUACAGGAGCUGCUCUAAAAGCACCUCCCACCACUUCUCAAGUUUAGUAGAAAUAUUAACCUAACUACUUAUACGCAUAUAUAUAAUAUAUAUCUACAAUAUUAAAAUGUUCCAUAAACAUAUAUAAAACAAAAUACAUUAUUAUAUGUAAUUAUAAAAAGAACACGAAUAAAAUAAAUAAAUUUUAAUUGAUCUUCGCCAAACGAAUUUCGCCAUGUUAAA
Drosophila willistoni is the source of this 3059-nucleotide messenger RNA. Its product is annotated as aminopeptidase N. Gene Ontology annotation, biological process: proteolysis; peptide catabolic process. The coding region runs from base 36 to 2855 and encodes 939 amino acids. NCBI's taxonomy places the organism in Eukaryota, Metazoa, Arthropoda, Insecta, Diptera, Drosophilidae. The transcript has 8 exons. Gene Ontology annotation, molecular function: zinc ion binding; peptide binding; metalloaminopeptidase activity. The record is from RefSeq and is a predicted model, not a curated record. Gene Ontology annotation, cellular component: cytoplasm.